Molecule: messenger RNA, 4503 nt
Organism: Salvelinus fontinalis (brook trout)
Lineage: Eukaryota; Metazoa; Chordata; Actinopteri; Salmoniformes; Salmonidae
Product: matrix metalloproteinase-16-like
Exons: 11
Coding region: 385-2226 (613 amino acids)
Biological process (GO): skeletal system development; collagen catabolic process; proteolysis
Cellular component (GO): extracellular matrix
Molecular function (GO): zinc ion binding; metalloendopeptidase activity
Source: RefSeq, a predicted model, not a curated record
GGAGAGAGAGCGCAGGCGCAGUCAUCCGAGUUAUGGUUGAAAACUAGCAGCUAUGCCGCGCAGUGUAGGACCCAAGCUAAAUGUGUCUGACAACAGCAUUAGAUGUGGAUCCACUGAGGAGAACUGAGCAGUGGACAAAUAAAACGGAACAUCUGAAAAACAAUUGCGAAUUAUUGUCUUCUCCGGAUAACUUCCUCUUCAACCCUCGACGAACCGAGGCGACGAUCAUUCCUUCCCCGGGCAUGCGAGAGAGAUACCGAGAGAGAUACCGUCACCACCAAUGUUCCUCCUAGCCUCCGCCUGAGACGCCAGGGAUUUACUCCUUGUCCGUUUGUUUUUAGUGACUAUUAAUAAAACAAGCAGAAACAAUUAAGGGGCUUCAUUAUGAUUUUGUUAGCAUUUCACACUAGAAGACGUUUGAAUAGCUUUUAUCUAGGGACGUUGUGCUUGCAAUUCUUGCUGUGGAUUUUAUGUGCCGUGAAUGGAGAGGAACAACCGUUCAGCGUAGAGACAUGGCUCCAGAGGUAUGGCUACCUUCCCCCUACAGACCCCAGGAUGUCGGUCCUGCGGACGGCCCAGACCAUGCAGUCUGCUAUCGCUGCCAUGCAGCGUCUCUAUGGCCUCAACGUCACAGGAUCGCUGGACAGGAACACUAUAGACGAUUACACAGUAAGCUGGAUGAAGAAGCCCCGAUGUGGUGUACCAGACCAGCUAGGAGGGGCGUCCAAAUUCAGUGUCCGGAAAAAGCGGUACGCCCUAACGGGGCAGAAGUGGCAGCAUAAGCAUAUCACAUACAGCAUAAAGAACGUCACGCCCAAGGUGGGCGCAGAGGAAACCCAUGACGCCAUCCGGCGGGCGUUCGAUGUGUGGCAGAACGUGACGCCGCUCCGCUUCGAAGCCGUCCCCUACAGCGACCUGGAGCGUACCAAGAAGGACGUGGACAUCACCAUCAUCUUUGCCUCGGGUUUCCACGGCGACAGUUCGCCGUUUGACGGAGAGGGAGGCUUCCUGGCCCACGCCUACUUCCCGGGCCCCGGAAUCGGAGGGGACACCCACUUUGACUCAGACGAACCCUGGACCCUGGGCAACCCCAACCACGACGGUAAGAUGGGUAAUGAUCUGUUCCUAGUGGCAGUCCAUGAGCUGGGCCAUGCCCUUGGUUUGGAACACUCCAACGAUCCCACAGCCAUCAUGGCCCCCUUCUACCAGUACAUGGACACAGAGAACUUCAAGCUGCCCCACGACGACCUCCAGGGCAUCCAGAAGAUCUACGGUCCACCAGAUAAGGUUCCCCAGCCGACCAAGCCUUUGCCAACAGCCCCCCCACACCGCUCACAACCCCCCUCGGACCCUCGCAAGCCUGACAGGCAGACGCGACCCCCCAGGAUACCUACGGGGGACAAGCCCAGCCAGCCCAAUGCCAAGCCUAACGUCUGUGAUGGAGGCUUCAACACCCUGGCCAUUCUGAGACGAGAGAUGUUCGUGUUCAAGGAUCACUGGUUUUGGAGGGUACGGGACAACGCAGUGAUGCCGGGGUACCCCAUGCUCAUCAAUGUCUUCUGGAGAGGACUUCCCCCCAAGAUAGACGCUGUCUACGAGAACAGCGAGGGGAAAUUUGUCUUCUUCAAAGGGAAGCAGUUCUGGGUAUUCAAGGACACCAUGCUCCAGCCCGGCUACCCCCAGGACAUCUCUAUGUUCGGCCACGGCAUGCCAACCCAGAGCAUCGAGACCGCCGUCUGGUGGGAGGACGUAGCCAAGACAUACUUCUUCAAAGGGGACAGGUACUGGCGCUACAAUGAGGACAUGAGGACAAUGGACCCAGGCUACCCUAAAUCCAUCACUGUCUGGAAGGGUGUCCCAGACUCUCCACAAGGAGCCUUCGUAGACAAAGCCAAUGGUUUCACCUACUUCUACAAAGGGAAGGAGUACUGGAAGUUCAACAAUCAGAGGUUGCGAGUUGAACCUGGUUACCCCCGCUCCAUCCUGAAGGACUUCAUGGGCUGCGACCUGACCCCCAUCGACCCCGAGUGGCCGCCCACGGAAGACGUCGACAUUGUCAUUGAGCUGGAAAACGAGGCCAACACAGUGAAGGCCAUUGCCAUCGUGAUCCCCUGUGUCCUGGCGCUCUGUCUUCUUGUCCUGGUCUACACCGUCUUCCAGUUUAAGAGGAAGGGAACGCCCAGACACAUACUGUACUGCAAACGCUCCAUGCAGGAGUGGGUGUGAUGACUCUGGGUGACACACAGGGGUCCGCUAGUUGGACCAAUAUGACUUUAUUAUACCCUCCAGUAUAAUGGAAUCAAUGGUCCGGAAAUGACAUCCAGACAGAGGUGGUGGCGGUUGUAGUACGCCGGUGACUCCACUAUGAUCUGAUCUAAUUUUAGGCCUACUCCCAAGACUCCCCCGUCUUUUUAAAUGGGAGCGGGAGAGGGUGUGGCCUUUGCUUAGAUACCCCUCCACCCUGAGAUUGAACAGAGGGUACUGUUAUUUUGUAUCCCAUCAACCCCCAUUCCUAGCCCUGCCCUUUUAGGACGGCGCCUGGUGCAACCGCUCUUAAACGGGGAAGAACUUUCAUGUGGCUUUCAACUCUUCCCAUGGUGCACUGCGUCAGUCAUCUUCCUGUUGUCAUAUCAGGCUGUCGCCCAAUCAGAGGAACACAGCCAGUUCUUAUCUACAGUAUCUUAGGUCUUAUCCCCUACUGCACGCGCUCAGAAAGACAAAAGACCCCCAAUAACAACUGUUGCUGAAGUUAACCACCCAGUUACCAACUCCUGUCUCUUUUUAUUGUUUUUUUCCUUCAAAAUAUAAUUUAUUUUAAAAAAAUGAACGUUUUUACAGUCCUGUUAAAAACAGUCCUGAAGAAAAGUACAACCCAAACCAAAUAAAUACUUGUUUCUCUCUAAAGAGGAUGCUUUUUUUUCAUAAUCAUUUUUGCUAUCACUUUCUUUUUCUUUUCUUUUUUCUCUCCCUGCUCUUCUUGAUCCUUUAUGCAGCGGAAACUUUGACUGUUGUGGCAGUCUGUCUCAAAAACAGGGGCCAAAAUAUUUUGCAAUAUUUUUAAUCGCCUUAAUUAAAGAUCAAUUGUGUUCUUCUUGUGUUUCAUUUUCUUGUUUUUUGCUAUUUUGUAUACUGCUUUGUUUGUUUAUUUGUUUACUUGUUUCUUGAAAGAGCUGUUGGGGCCAUAUUGGUUGCUAUCCAAGAUAAAUAGUCAUGGGUUAAACAAGGUUGCGUGCCAAAUGACACCCUAUUCCCUAGAUACUAGUAGUAUAUAAUAUCUAGGGAGUAGGGUGCCAUUUGGGACGCAACCCAUGUUCUAUUACCCAGAUGCCUCAGCGCUGGUUUGCCAGACCACCAGAACAGGGGAAAGAUUCUGCCUGUAUAUAGAGUUUAAGAUAUUAGUCAAAAUAGGGAGGAUGAAGGUUCUUGGAAAAAGCCGCUAAAGUUGAGUGUUAUGGUAUUGUUAUGGUAUCUGACUUGAUAUAUAUAUAUAUAUCAGUUUGAUAGGAAAGACUGAUAAAUUAAAGAGAUUCAAAUGCUGUUACAUUAUAGAUUUGCUUAUUGUUUGGUCCUGUCAACCGACACUCCCCCCUCUGAAAUGGUAGUUCUGUAUUGGUUAAGUUUGCAUCCCAAAAGAAUUGUAUGGUCUUUGUAAACGUACGGACAGACCGUGUUUAAUCUUCUUGACUGCCUUGUUGAGAGAGUUCUACUUAAGUCACAGACGCCUACUACCCAUGAUGCACUUGUCUCUCGACCGAGGACCAAUAGGAGUGACAGUGACGUCAGUCAAGACAAUGCAGUGUCUUCUCCUGUGUCCAAGUGCAUGCAAGCAUCUACAUCCACUUUGGACUGCUCAGAAAACCUCUACGAAAAUAAAACAGAAGAAGUGAAAACAAACAAUAUGGACAAACCGGAUUCACAGAUACAGCAGUUUGUUCCUCCAGUGCUUGAAAACAGGUUGCAGUUCCAGUUCGGUGGAACAUACCUGCAGGUUCCUUGUAUGCGAAUAGAACGCACCAUGUGGCAUGCAGCUUGACUAGUGGUUCUGCCCAAAGCUUACGGAAGGACUUGAUGAUGAUGCUCAAACUCUUGAAUAUACCUUGUUUGCAUCUAUUUGUUUAUGUUUCAUGGCUGCGGGUUCCCUUUCUGGUACUAUAAAAACAAAAGAGUCAUUGGAACCUCACGAUUCAAAUGGAAAAUAUCUCACCUGAGCUAUAGGAAGCAGGCAUUUAGGUCAUUUCUUGGUAAUUGGCGAGUUAGGUUAGGUUGGCCAGAGGAAACUUGAUUUGAUUUGGUCACCGAAUCCUAAAAAAGUAACUUGUGUCGUUGCUUCAUGGUGAGCAGUGUUUGAAUGUGUGUCUGUUUCAUGAUAAUGGUUUCCUACUUUCUUUCUUUUUGCAAAAACAAAUGCGACAUCCUUCUUCCUUCUCCGUGUAAGACAGAUUGGGACAAUGGAAAAUGUCCUGACAGAAUUAAUAAAUUGAUCAGUAUAUGAUUAAAAAAUGA